AUGGAUCCACGUCCCGAGAAAGCCCGCCGGCGCACAGCACAGCAGUUGGCGAGGAAGCGCGAGAUAGACAAAGAGACGCAACGCGUCAAGCGCCAAUCGGACCGGGAGCGGCUGUUACUGAUCCAGGACGACAUGCGGAGUAUGCAGAAACAAGUCCACGAGCUGAAACAGAGCAUGGAGCUAGCUCUUAUCCCACUGGUCAAUCGGUCUACCUCCCCUGCCGCCCAAUCGCAGACUCCUACUGCCUCUCCCUGUGGUGGAACUACGGAGUCCAGCCAUCUAGGCUACUGCGCGGAAGUGGUUUCCUGCGGUUUAGGAUCCCUAUCUCGCGAGUCAGAGAGUAGAGCCCUCGAACAAAACCAAAGCGUAAUGCGUUGGAGGCCAGUAACGCAUGAAUCGCCGCCAGCAGGAAGGCUAGGACCCGGCCGUGAAUAUACGUCUUGUCUCUGUCAGCCCAAAGUGCAUGUUUCAUAUGGUGAAUGCUUCGAGCAGACUGUCUACACCGCACUCAUGAGCGUCUCUCGCCCGCUCCCAUCUGUUCCACUGUCGUCCAUCCCCCGACUCCCCACCCUUGCCGACAUUCUUUUCAUUGGACCGGGCGAAAACAUUGUUUCCCGGAUUGUCAUGAAGAUGCUGAAGCGAGAUGGGUUCAAGGAUAUAACCAACGUAGUCAGUGCUUUCAUCCACGUUUAUCGAGUGCUUCGCUACCGCUUCUCCCCUUCUCUGGAGACCCUCAAUGACAUCCCAGAAUGGCUGCGCCCAACAGAGACCCAGGAUAUAAUCCCCCAUGAAAUAUGGACCGACUUUAUCCAUUUCCCCAAGCUCCGCAACGCGAUGGCUCUGAAGAGUAUUGAAUACGUGCGGGAAUCGUUUGAUCUGGACUACUCUGCAUCUAUAUCCACGAACUGGCCCCGCUGGCAACCGGUGUUUACCUGGGACGACUCGCAAGGCGCCAUCGUACUGAACCCCCACUUUGUACCUCAUAUUGACAUCCUGAGUAACUGGUCUCUGGAUGAGACAUUUGCACGGAAGUAUCCUCAAAUAGAGCCACUGGUUACUAUUAGAGGAUAG
This is a messenger RNA of Aspergillus puulaauensis, 1071 nucleotides long. RefSeq lists its product as uncharacterized. The coding region runs from base 1 to 1071 and encodes 356 amino acids. The transcript has 2 exons. The record is from RefSeq and is a predicted model, not a curated record. NCBI's taxonomy places the organism in Eukaryota, Fungi, Ascomycota, Eurotiomycetes, Eurotiales, Aspergillaceae.